Messenger RNA from Podarcis lilfordi (Lilford's wall lizard), 12404 nucleotides. The record is from the annotation of a GenBank genome assembly. Lineage: Eukaryota; Metazoa; Chordata; Lepidosauria; Squamata; Lacertidae.
CCUUCUACAAAUUUUCUAGAUCUGUAGCAUAAACUCGCGAGCACAGUGCUGAACAGCUAAGCAAAGCGCCUGACGUACAGGGGAACUGAAGUCAAAGGCGCUAAUACGCUUGCGGGGGAAAGGAGGCUCCGCCCCCCCCGGGCACAAAUAAGGAACGAAGGGCGGGAAAGAAGCUUGCGCGUGCGCACUAAGACCAAUGUCAGCCCAGAGGUUAGGAACCUACUGCCUUGUAUGGUGGGCUUCCCGCCCUCCGUCCCGUUUGAAACGGGCCCAAAGUGAAUGCAAAGGCUUUUUCUUCCAGCAGGAGGAAGGAAUCACUGCUUUGUCUGUAAGUUGGUGAGAGUACCGCAAUUCUCAUCAGUUCAGCCAACUUAAUGCGUUUUGGGGCAGUGACCCCACCUCCUGUUUGGCUGAUCUGAUUUGGACCAGGCCCAGUUGCACAGGUGGUGGUGGCACCGUUGUGCAGAAGACCUCUGGCCUGGCUGCUCUGGCCAAGGCUCUGACCGCAAGGAGCCUUCCCUCCCCUGUCCAGGGACAGAUUUUGGCCUCCAUGGUGUGGCCAAGCCUUUGGAAGUCUUUGACUUGGUUGCUUUGAAGAAAGAUGUGCCCCGUUACUGGCUAAUGCCCGCUGUAUCCCACUUGCAAAUUAGGGUCAUUUUUGAAAACCUUUGGAAAGGAAGCUGAACAUGCCUGACUGGUAAACUUUGAACUUUCCUAGAAUGCUGUGCGCAGCGCGGUUAGCCUUAGGGGCUGGGGUUGUAGGGUUGCCAUCCCGUGGCAAGGCCUCCCUCGCUGCCAAGAUGGUGAAAUACCGGAAGAUGCGGAGACCAGUGGAGCCACAGAACUGGGCGGUGGACUAUCGGGAGAGAUACAUCCCCUUUUCCAAGGACUACCUGGUUGAUGCUCUAGUGAAGGUAUAACAUGGGCUCUGCAUGGGUUCAUAAUAAGAUAUGAACAUAGUGCUGUGACUGGGCUUUUUUUUUUGCUGGGGUGGGUCAGUCUGUAUGAUGCCUGAGCCCCUUCUGAUCCCCUGGAUCCAGCAAGGGUUAAAAGCUAAUAGAGAAUUCCAUUGUUAAAUUGGUCCAGCAAGGGUCGUAGUUGCCACCUAAGUACCAUAUAAGUACGGUCAUUAGUAUAACCGGAUAUUGCCCUGUGCCAGAGGGCAAAUGGGUGGGCCCCCUCCCACACCUGACUGGUGGUGAGAAAGACAGUAGCCAGAGUUGUGUGUCAAAGCUGGGUUGGAAACAGAGUGCAGGCAGAAGCCAGAGAGAGAGCCAUGCUUGAUCUCUGCUUGAAUCCAACGCUGUGGCUGGGAGAAGCAAGACUGCUUGCAGUCUUAAUGCUGUGAGCCCUUCCAUCGUAGGCUAAGGUUGUAUAUAUGUGUAAAUAAACCAGAUAUCCUAAAGACACCACAGUCUCCACUGCCUCUCAUUCCAAGGAAACCAAACCUUGGGGAAGCGCCUGGAACCCCUGGAAAUCUCACACCGCUCAGAAAUUGAGGUGGUGUGCAACAAUAUGUUGCGUGUCAGACUCAGAAUCCUCUUCUCAGCUAGCUUGUCGUACUUAAGGUUGUACAGCUAAGCUGAAGCUAAACUUAAAUGAAUACAUAUGGCAAUUGGCUUACUUUUGCAUGAGGCAUUCAGAUCCUUGAGUGCUGUACUGUAUAGCAUUUAUUGGCCCAGUAACUUGGGCUACCUUGGUACAGAAGAUGUUUUGUUUUACAAUGAUUGUAUGUCUUCUUGGGUGCAACUCAUUCUAUAUUGAGGCCUGCUCCUCCCAGCCACCCACCCCAAUCCCAGAGCCUGCUGCAUCCUGAUGCUUGGUGUGGAAACAGUACAAAACUUUUGCUCUUUAACACAUCUUGCAUUCUACAAGAGUGCAUGGUGUUGAAUCUAACAAGCGAUGAUGGCCCUUCUAGAGAGUUUAAUCGCUACUAGGAUGGCCCAAGUAGGGGUGUGUGAAGAGCACAGACAUUAAGAAAUGAAUAUUUGGGUGUGGGAAAACUUAAUGACAAUGGCUGGGCCAGGUAAAAUUUAUGUCUAAUAAUUUAAGAGUAUUUAAGCUGACUUUCAACACACAAUCAUAAGGUACUGAGCAAGAUUAGAAAUGCCAGAAGCUACUAUACUGUAUAUCACUGUGCAUACUUAAGUAUAGUAACCAAACUUUGCAUGAUAGUUCCUGAGAUCAAGGAGCAGGUUUUUUUCUGUGUUUGGAUACAGUUGGGUGUGCUUCUGAAUCAAGAUGACAGACUGAACAUUUCAAAACUAGCCUGAUUUUAACUACUGAUUUUUUGGUUUCUUGGAAUUUCUGAGCAAAAAGUAUGAGGCUGCUAGUAUACAAUACAUUCAGUUAAAGCACUAAAAAAUUAAUAUUAAUAGAAUAAAAUCUGCAAUAAGAAAACUUCAACUAAUUUCCAAAUAUCUGGUAUAAUAAGAAUAUCUUCAUCAGUUCUUUCCUUGAGGAGGAAGGGUGGGAUAUAAAUUAAAUAAAUACAGGCGGUGACCAUUUCACAUGGGGAUUCAAUUCCCAACCCCUGCAUAUGUUGGCAGAGUGCGUAUAAGCACAUCUCGCCCCCAUUAUGCCCCUGUUAAACCGCCUUCUGUGCAUUGGUGAUCAUGCAUCAGUUGGAUGUGCCUAAAAUGGUUGCUGCCUGUAAUAGGAAAGAAUAAUAAAAGAGUCUGGGGGAAGUGAAUGAGUUUUUUGAAGGGGAUUUUUCUGUAGCUCUGAAGCCACUACACUAUUUGCUGAACAAGUGUAAAAUGAGGGAAGUGAAGGCAGAAAGGGGAUGUGGAUUAUUGAGAAGAGGGCUGUUGUUCCAGAGCAGAAAAGGAAUAAAGGGAUAUAAGGAGAGGUGAAAGAGAUAGUUAAGGAGAUAGUUAAGAGCUUCUAGCAUUCCAGGAUUUCCCUGUGGUUCAGAAAUUGUAUAAUGUUACUCUGGAGACCCUUGGGAACUCCAUUGUAUAUAUUAUUAUCAACCUUAUUAACAUAUUUUUAUCUUCAGUAUGUGAAUGGAAUAUUUUGAUAGGAGCUUUAUGUCAGAGAGGAAAGCUCCCCUUUGUGAAUUGGGAGAAGGAAGGAAAGAACAGAGUGGCUGCACGUUCUUGGAGAGCAUCACCUUCAGAAGCUAGGUCAAGAGAAUGCCUUCCUGACACGUUUUAUUGACAACCAGAUAGGGAUAGCUGGUGGCCCUCUGGGCUGGCGACACUGAACAAUAUGGAGCAGGCGUAGUGCUAAGUGUGCAAUGAGAUCAUGCUCCAUUGCGAGUAGGUAUGUGGGGUGUGGGUGUAUAGAGAGAGAGAGAGCACUAUAUGUUUUCCCACCUUGAUGUUAACGGUGUAUGGAACCUGCAGCAAGCAUCUUUUGUAUUUUCUUUUAUUUCCAUCCAGGAUUUCUUUCUUGCUGACUUGGCCACCCCAGCUAUAGUCAAGAGACUUAUAAAGUAAGGACUAGAAGACUAUCUUCUCCUUUCUCCCCCUCCCCUGUGGGAGGUGUAAAACAUACAAAAGCCAAUUAUAAAUUACCUAAUGUUUGAGCUUCACUCACUCAUUGCUUUCCACAGUGAUUUUACCAAGACAGAUACCUGUAAAAGGCUGAAACCAUGUGAAAGAGUUUUUCGUUUAUUCUUAUGGUAGUCAUAGGAAUAUAAGAAAGUGCUUUGUAUCAGCUCAGUCUAUUUGUUCCUCUAGCUUAAGACUAUGUACGCACCAUUCAUGAAAAGCCCAUGACUCUUCCCCCCGCCCCAAAUCCUGGGGUCUGUAAUUUGUUAAGGGUGCUGGGCAGGGCUUUUUCAGGGGGAACUCAACAGGAACUCAGUACAGGUGAGUUCCGGCUCCUCUGGUGAGUGCCAUUGCCAUUCUAAGAAAAUGAGGGUGGUGGUCACAGUGACCUCUUUCUAGAAAAAUAGCAGUGGUGCCAGGGAUUGUAGCUUUGUGAUGGGUAAACUGCAGAUCCCAGGAUUCUUUGGAGAAAGCCAUGUGCUUUAAAUGUAUGAUGUAUAUGAAGCCUAAGUAUUGACGAGCAGUGGCUCUCCAGAGUCUCAGGCAGCAAGUCCCUUCACAUCACCUGAUCCCUGAUCUCUUACUAUAUAUAUAUAUAUAUAUUUUAUUAAUUUCAACAUACCAAUUCUUAUACAAUCUUUUUGGACUUCCAUCAGACCUCUGAUGAUCCACCAUUUUUAUCAUUUCUUCUGCAUUUCUUAAAUUCCUAUUGCCGUUAAUUAUCUUAACUCACAAUCCACCUCUUUAACCAUUUUUGCAAUAAUUCAAAUAAUUUACCUCACAAAACUUCUUGCAAACCUACAAACCUAAUCUGGUCAUUACGAUCCCUGAUCUCUUCUAUGUGCAAAGCACAGGAUUGGCCAAUGGACCGUGGUCCCUUUUGUAAUAGGAAGCUGACGUGCGUUGUCUUACUUGAAGCUUGGAACAUGGAAGCCUUGCUCAUAAUGACGCCAAGCACCCCAGCUAAAAAUGAAACAAGCCACAAAUGCUGAAAGGAGCUUUCUGGGAGCCUGGUUCACCACAAAAGCUUGGAUCGGCCUAGAACUGGUGGCAGGGUGUGUGUGUGUGGAGUUCUCCAGUGGCAGCUAAUAACUUGUUUAUGUAUGCAGGGUGUGAAUUUAGUAAUUAGUGUGCAUGUAUGUGUGUUACAUGUUCUUAAUUAAAUGUAGAUCAAACCUGUAAACAACAACGACUUAAUCCAACCUUUACUAUUGCCUAAUAUUUAUUAAAUCUAUUAGGAGCUUUUCUUGCUGCAGGGAACUCAAAGCGACUUUACAAAAAAAAACAUUAAAGCACACACACAAGCUUUAUAAGGCCAUGGAUUGUUAACAGCCAAAGGCCUGGUUGAAAAGGCAUGUUUUUGCCUGGCGCUUCUACCAAUUUGGUGCGCACCAGAUGUUUUAGACUAGGACUCCUAUCAUGGGAAUUGUAGUCAAAAACGCCCAGAGGGCUCCAAAUUCACAAAACUGAUUUAAUUCGUAUCAAUCCAGUUGGGGACUAAGUUUUUAAAAAGUUGUUUCAGAUUGAUAGGGAAGCUUAAGGAUAACACUGCUGUAGCAGCAUGGAAUAAUCUGUCAGCCCGUUGCCUCAGUUAUAACAAUAUCUCAGGACAAAGUAAGGCAUCCUUUUAAUAAUCUGCUGCAAUUCAGCAUAUCACAACAAACGUAUGUAAACAGGUCAUUUGGUUCUAAACCACCUUUGGACUAACCUUGUCUGUUCCUUCUUUCAGGAGUUCCACUCUUCUAGUCAAGCAGAUCGCGCUACUUUCCUGGCAUUUGUCUCUCAAGUGGACUCGUCCCUUCUUCACCGUUACCACUCCAUUCUAGAGCAAUUACAGGUAAUGACAAAGUAUGCUCCUUGUGGGGACUGGCCUUGUUUCUGAAUGAAUUGCUCAUCCAAAGGCAGAAGGGGUUGGGGAACAGCAUGUGCCGGAAGCUAGUGGGAGGCAUUGUGAUGAGAUCCUGGCUUACUCACUAGUUUCCGGGCUCAGAGGUACAGGAACUGAUCUUUAAAGCACUCCACAGCUCUGUAAUUCCUCAAGGACUGCCUCUCCCCAUAUGAACCAGCUCAGACCCUGUGGUUUUCAUCACAGACCCCUUCUUGCUGUGCUGCACCUGAAGUAGGUACAGAUUGUGAAUCAGGCCUUCUCAGUGGUGGCCCCCUGUUUGUUGAAUGCUCCCUCAGGGUGAUGUACCUAGCACCAUCCUUGUCAAUCUUUAGCUGGCAGGCUAAGGCCUUUUUGUGUGGCCUGCUGAGGUGGUGGUCAUCUUUUAGUGGGAUGGGUAGGACUUGUCCUUACUACAGUGGUACCUCGGGUUAAGAACUUAAUUCAUUCUGGAGGUCUGUUCUUAACCUAAGGUACCACUUUAGCUAAUGGGGCCUGCUGCACCGCUGCCACACGAUUUCUGUUCUCAUCCUGAAGCAAAGUUCUUAACCUGAAGCACUAUUUCUGGGUUAGCAGAGUCUGUAACCUGAAGCGUCUGUAACCCGAGGUACCACUGUAUAUUGUAGGAUGAGCGUCAAAGGAAUUUUAUAGGGCCCAUUGUUUUGUAUUUCUUAUGGUAUUAAGUUGUGUUUAUGCAUUCCAUUUUACCUUGACAAGUUGCUUCCAGGCUUUUUAUUGUGUAAAAUGACCGAUCAAUGCAGUAAAUAAUAAUAACACUGUUAAUGGCAUUAAUACUGGCUAUUUAUUUCUCCCCUUCCCAGGCUCUCUACGCUCCUAUUAAUCCCGACCAGGACACACUGCAGGAGUUCUCUCUGACUGAUGCUGAGCGGUUAGCAAAAGAACAGGAAGUUUUGGCCAGGAUGGAUCCAUUGCUGGACCAGGCCAACUUCAACAGUUUGUCAGAGGAAACCCUGGCCUAUGCCCUUGUGGUUCACCAUCCUCAAGAUGAAGUCCAGGUGAGACCUGUCCCAGGAUAGGGCCAUUCUUCCUCCCCGUAACACAAUGUGACUCUUAACAAAGCCAGAUUCUGUAUAUACAUGUUAUGGGAGUUUUCUCACUGCGGAGAUUAAGUUCAGGCACAGCUCCACCAGAGGCCCUUCAGCUUCCCUGUGUCUGAGCUUCUUCGUAUAUUCGUAUAUUCUUCGUAUAUUAUUAUACAAGCCACUUUGAUGUAGUGGUUAAGAGCGGUAGUCUCAUAAUCUGGUGAACUGGGUUCGCGUCUCCAUUCCUCUACAUGCAGCCUCUGGGUGACCUUGGGCCAGUCACACUUCUCUGACGUCUCUCAGCCCCACUCACCUCACAGAGUGUUUGUUGUGGGGGAGGAAGGGAAAGGAGAUUGUUAGCCGCUUUGAGACACCUUAGGGUAGUGAUAAAGCAGGAUAUCAAAUCCAUACUACUACUACUACUACUACUACUACUACUACUACUCUUCUUCUUCUUCUUCUUCUUCUUCUUCUUCUUCUUCUUCUUCUUCUUCUUCCUAUUAGCCUUCCUGUCAUCAGUUUAUUAUCCUAGGGCUUGAAGCAAUAGAAUUCAUACAAGAACCAUGAGAAAUUCCUAUUAAAAUGUACAGAAUAUUGUUGAAGAGAUCAACAGCACAGCAUCCCCAGAUGUGAAGCUAAAGGCACACCUUUAGAGCAGGUGAACCCAUUGGACUCCAGCUCCCAACAGCAUCUGGAGGGCUGUAGAUUUCAUGCACUGCUGCAUGAAAGCCUUGUGACUUCAGCCCCUGUGUCUCAUUUUUACAUUGAAAAGUGCUCUCCGUGGUGAUCCAUUUCCUCAGAUUACUUAACAUGCUUGGCACUGAUUUUUUUUUUUUAAUUUUUGCCACCAUUGUAGAUUUGGUUCCUUAUUUUAUAGGCAGGUUGGCUUUAUUUAUUUAUUAUUAUUUCUUAAAUUUGUACACCACAUAGUAACAUUUAUGUACAAAUGUUUAAAAUAAAAAAUAGUGCGCACGCCCUCAAAACAUUCACGCUAUCGGUCGGUAUGGAAUGCUCCUUAGCUGUAGUUGCAACACAAGACCCCCUGCCCCAAAAAGUAAAUGUAUUUUCAUGCCUUCCUUUUUGCAGGUCUCAGUAAAUCUGGAUCAGUAUGAAUACAUAAGAUUCUGGGCUCUUGGCCAACGGUUCGGACCACUGCGUGUGAUGACUACCCUUCAGAAUCAGAGGGGGUUCUUUGGCACACCUCGGGUUCCACCAGACAGGCAAGUGAAUAAUAAUAAAAACAGAUCCCACCCUGAGAUCCUUUUGGGGAGAGCUAUUCCCCUGACUCUACAUUUGCCUCUCCCAGCUUGUUACACUGUUCAGACUCCCAUAAAUCUAGGCCUUAGGCUGAAGCUAUUGGGAGUUGGAGACCAACUGCAUUUGGAUUGCAGCAUCUUGGGGAAGUCUGCUCUGCAUUAACUGGACAGGAAGAUAGGCAGUGAAUAGGUUUUGUUCAUAUGUGGAUGGAUAAUUCAGGGACAUACCGUACUGUGGAUUCUUGGGCACUUUUUAAUCAAAGCAGUUUCCAAUAGUUUGGAGACUGAAGGAAUUUCUUAACUUUUUUUUUUUUAAGUUAUGUGAGCAUGAUCCCUCUUUGAAAAGGGAACACAGUACUGUUCGUCCGCUGCCUCCAUGCUUUAUUGGUAUUUGCCUCCACAUGGACAAAAUGUGUUUGGCCACUUAGUAUGGUGUUUUAUCCACCUCAGUUUAUUUAAUGAUAAUCUCUUCUGCCUUUCAGUCAACAUUGUGUUUUAUGGUUCUUGUUAAAUACUUUAUAAUUUUAAAUGAUACAUGUAUAACAAUAUACAGUACUGAGUAAACUUUGCAGGGUUUUGAUGAGUGCUUAUACAUUGUACCUCAGGUUCCAUCUGCACUAUACAUUUAAAGCAGUGUUAUACCACUUUAAACAGUCAGGGCUUCUCUCAGAGUCCUGUGAACUGUCGUUUGUUAAGGGUGCCAAGAGUUGUUAGGACUCCCCUCGCAGAGGUACAGUUCCCAGAGUUCCCUGGGAAGAGGGACCAGUUUUUAAAGCACUCUGAGAACUGUACCUCUGUGAGGGGGGUUGGUAUCUCCUAACAUCCCUCAGCGCCUUUAACAUUCUGCAGUUCCCAGGGUUAUUUAGGGGAAGUCACCUUAAUGACUAUCUGCUUAUAUCUUUAAUUGAAUUAUCUUUUAUGUUGCCUUGAUAUUUUUUGAUAUACCGGUACAGAAAUAUUUUAUUUAUCCAUAAAUAAAAUGAAAAUGCUUUCUUUCCUCUGUGGUUUUUUAUUUUUUGCCCCUUUUCCUCCCAAACCAGACAGUACUUCAAACGGGUGGUGGUGGCAGCCCGGAUUAAGAAUGCUCACCUCAUGCUUAAAUGCUUUAAGGACAUUCCCCUGGAAGGCCUGGAGCAGUUGCUGCCCGCCGUCAAGGUCCGCACCUCCAUCUUCUACAGGGCCCUCCUCAACGGCAUGCUGAUAGUGAGCGGCUUGGCCGUCUUCGUCAACGUGGGCAUGGUGGUGCUUUCUGACCUGAAGAUUGGCACCACCUCCCUGCUGCUUUUCUUCGCUGCCUUUAUGGCCUUCCGGGCUUGGAAGGUAUGCAUGAUGAUGAUGCCGCCGCUAUUUCUAGAAAACUGGCCCUGCCUCUUAAAACAGAUUGCCAGCCAUGUGACCUUUGGUAACAUAGCCUUUAAGGAAGGGGGGGACAGUUCCGACGUUGGGGCUGAUGGGAGUUGGAGUCCAACAAUCAGCAUGGUUAAUGGCCAGGGAUUAAAAUAAAAAAUAAAAUAACAGAGUCUGUAGUCCAGCAAGAUCUGGAGGUUUCUGUCACUGUUUUGGGGCAGCAUUUCCCAAUCUAUUGGUCACAAAGCCAGUAAGCCAAACAUAAUUAUUACUUCUCAUAAUUUAACUGUUAUGAUGAAGAUCUCUCCUUGAGAUCCCAGAGAGCUGCUGUCAGGUAGACAGUUUGGAACAAUUGUCUGGUUUUUCUGGACAAAACAGGCCCACAUGGUCAUACGCACCCUGUCGUUUUCUCAAAUAGAAGUAUCUACCAUUUAUUCCAUUGUGUGGGGUAGUUGGGAGAAUUACCCAUUGAAGAUGCACUUAAAGAUACCUUUGCCUUCAGGACAAAACCUGUAAUACACACCUCUAAAUGCACUACUCUCCCCAUGUGGGUACUCGCAGGCUACAAGUCCUCCUUCCUCCUCUCACGCCCUGUCCCUCCUAUUGAUGGACACUUUGCUAGGGAUUGCAAUACGUGUCAACCUUGCUCAAAAGCACUGCUGUAACUGUGGCUGUAAACCCAGGAGGCCUGAAUCCCAACUUGUCCACUGCUAUAGUUAAACUAUGGGAUUCGCUCCCAUAGGAGGCAGUGAUCACCACCAACCUGAAUGGCUUUAAAAGACAAUUAGACAAAAUUAAUCGAUAGGGAUAGCAGUGGCUACUACCUGUGAUGGCUACGCUGAAUGCCAGUUGCUGGAAACUGCAAGGGGGCGAGGGCUCUUGUGCUCAGCUCCUGCUUGUAGGAUUCUGACAGGCACUUGCGUGGCCGCUGUGAGAACAGGAUACUGAGCUUGAUGGGCCACUGGCCAAAUCCAAGAGGGCUGUUCUUAGCAGUCUUGCUUCCUGUGGACACCCCUGCUUUCUUCUUGUUAAAGGUCUUUGGCCAGCGCCGGAAUAUCCACUCCCUUGAGCUGGUGCACAUGCUGUAUUACCGCAGCACAUCCAACAACUCUGAGCUACUGGAUGCCCUUGCUCUGCGUGCCCAGGAAGAACAUGCCAAGGAGGUCAUCUUGGCACACAGUUUCCUCCUCCAGCUGCACCAGCACUAUCACCCCCUGGACAUAGGUAUUUGCCUGGCCUUGGUUCUUUGGGUUGGGGCAGGGUUGAAGCAAUGAAAAACUAAGCCAUCCCCUGGGAUGGGUUUGAACUUGUGAAAGGUUCUCUGACCUCUCUCUCUCUCUCUCUCUCUCUCUCUCUCUCUCUCUCUGUCCCCCAGACUCCAAAACCAUUGAACGCAUGAGGGAAGAGGUUCAGGCGUGGCUGCACCUCCACUCUGGUCUGGAUGUAACCUUCUGUGCCGACCGUGCUUGCAGGCAUCUCAGGGAACUGGGAGUUGGGGCAGGGGGCUCUCCUGCAACCGGGACCCAUCCUGUGACUGGUUAGGAGCUUCCUAGGAUUGUUCUGGCCAGCACUUUUGGUUCCUAGUGGUCAGGCCACCUGCUGAGGCCCCUAACGCUGAGCAUGUGAGGCUUUGAAGGCACAGGCAGGGGAAUUCUUGCCUUCCCGGGGCAUUAUGGGAGCAGUGCCCAGGGCUGCAGUUGUCGAUGCUGCCCAGAAGCCUCAGGGUUUCUGCUUCUACUACUGCUGUAUCUCCCCUGGAUGUGUAUGUUCCUCCAGGAAUCCAUGUUGGGAGGAAACUCAAGCAUGUAACACCAUAAGAGGUGUAAAUAUCACCCGGCAUACAACAUUCAACCUCAUUACAAGGGUGGCAUGUUACACCUCAGACUCAACUAUUUGGAAGGCUUGUCGGGGGAAGCUUGUUUUUAAAGGUGUCCCUGUUUUUGUAAAAACCCUUUUAUUAUAUGCUGCUGCCUUUGGGGGGGGGCUGCCUGCUUUUUCUUGUAUCUGAGGAAUGUGGGGGCGAAGUUCCUUGCAGGGCUGUUUACAUUUGAAAUGAGAAUGGCAUAAAGCAAUGAAUUGCUUGCGUUUAGGGCAAGAUGGGGUUUUAGAAAUAUUCCUUUGCUCUGCUGCUUGGGGGCUUUAAAAAAACCUAUUAAAUCACUUUUAUAGCACUUUGAAAUUCACAGUAUACGCUCACGAGGAAUUUGAAGACUACUACGCACUUGGUUUUGCCUGUUUUGUAGAGACCACGGAGGUUGAGAUGACACACACACUGCAUGGUCUUGGACAACUCAGUAAGUUCAUGCAGUGCUUUGACUUGUUAGGGAAGGGCACUCGGCACGUUUCUAGAGGCACUUCUCCAUAUUAUUGCCCCCAGAUGUUCCAGCUUCAGGCUGCUAUACUGAGAACAGAUUUGAUGCCUUGGAACAAAUUUACGCUCUGAGUUAAUGAAUGAGCUCCUAUGUGUUUUUUAAGUUCCAGUAUUGUACUCACUGAACCACGCUGUCUUUUGUUUUCUGGUUGUCAAUUGGUCAUCAGUCUACAGUUGAGGUUUGGAGUUCAGAAACUUGCACAAGUAGUAGGAAUUAUUAGGAGGGCUGUUGCUGAUGGAUUUUGAAGUUGAGGCAUCUGCUACCUCCUUUUGACGCAUGCAAUAAGGUCUUAAUUCUACCCUCAUGGAGGGUACCUGAGUUCUGCUGUCUCCAUCUCUAAAUAGUGCAUGUGUGUUCAAUGUAUGUAUGUGUGCUUGGGGGGGAACGACUUCACCCUAAUGAAUGCCCUUGUAACUGAGCAGAUGUGAUAUUGUUCACUGUUUGUUGUGUUAGACUGGGGGCCAGCUGGCCCCCCUGAGAGGUCCUCUGUCCUUUUUUAUGGUGUGCAUGUACCAGCCGUGCAGUCUCCCAUCAGCCAGGAUGCUGUAUUUGAAGCAGCACCUGCCAGCAAAACCUCAGACAGAGAACUUGGUGCAAAUAGGAGCCAAGUAGAGGCUGUUUGUGGACACUGGUCUGCUAUUUCACAGUCUAAAAGCAACAACAGGGCAAUGCCUCGGUGAUACUUUACAUGGUAGCAUUGCCCGGAUUUUCACUUUUGAUUUCUUCCCUUCCCCAAGUGAGUGCUACCUGAAGUUUUUGUCUCUUGUAACUGUCUAAACAGCACUCUUACCUACAGGUGUGUGUAGUGGUGUGAGAAGACCCUCUAACAACAGCUUGUUCUGAGCUUCUCAUGCCUAAAGUGAGCUCUUAGUCUUAAAAUAGCAGUGGUUGGGGUUUUUGUUUUUCUUUUUGUUUAGCCCUCCACCCAUGUUGGAAGUCAUUGUGGCUCAGGGGAAACUGCGUGAAUGUCUGUAUCUUCGGCGCAAUAAAAAAUAUUUUCCCAU